This is a messenger RNA of Kickxella alabastrina, 1545 nucleotides long. Its product is annotated as RuvB-like DNA helicase reptin. The transcript has 2 exons. Gene Ontology annotation, molecular function: ATP binding; DNA helicase activity; ATP hydrolysis activity. Gene Ontology annotation, cellular component: NuA4 histone acetyltransferase complex; Ino80 complex; Swr1 complex. Gene Ontology annotation, biological process: box C/D snoRNP assembly; chromatin remodeling; regulation of transcription by RNA polymerase II. The record is from RefSeq and is a predicted model, not a curated record. Bases 88 to 1473 code for a protein of 461 amino acids. Lineage: Eukaryota; Fungi; Kickxellomycota; Kickxellomycetes; Kickxellales; Kickxellaceae.
CUUCUCUUUUUUUCUCCUUCGCCCUCCAAAUCCAUUUACUCAUUUACCACUUCAUUUUAGAAAGCAACACAACGCAGCAAUAACAAAAUGGAGUCUAUCAUUACAUCGCAGGCCAAAGACAUUGGUAAGCUCGAGCGCACUGGCGCCCACUCGCAUAUCCGCGGACUCGGUCUGGACGACAAACUCGAGGGCCGUGCCAACAGCCAAGGCAUGGUCGGGCAGCUCAAGGCGCGGCGCGCUGCGGGUGUUAUUGUAAAGGUCAUCAAGCAGGGUAAGAUCUCGGGACGCGCCAUCAUGAUGGCUGGUGCCCCUGGAACUGGAAAGACCGCCAUUGCCAUGGCCAUGUCGCAGGAGCUUGGCGACGUUCCAUUUACAUCGAUUGCCUCGUCGGAAGUCUUUUCCCUCGAAAUGUCAAAGACUGAGUCGCUCACACAGGCAUUCAGGCGGUCUAUUGGCGUUCGCAUUAAGGAGGAGACCGAGAUUAUCGAGGGUGAGGUCGUGGAGAUUCAGAUCGACCGCUCGGUCACUGGCGUCGGCCCAAAGACAGGAAAGCUCACGCUGAAGACAACAGACAUGGAGACCAUUUACGAUUUGGGCCAAAAGAUGAUCACAUCGCUGACCAAGGAGAAGGUCAUGGCCGGUGAUGUUAUUCAGAUUGACAAGGCGACUGGGCGCAUCACACGUCUCGGCCGCUCGUUUACUCGCGCACGUGACUUUGAUGCUACUGGCGCCGAUGUCAAGUUUGUUCAGUGCCCCGAGGGAGAGCUGCAGACCCGCAAGGAGAUGGUGCACACAGUCUCGCUGCACGAGAUUGACGUCAUCAACAGCCGUCAGCAGGGAUACCUGGCGCUCUUCUCGGGUGAUACAGGAGAAAUUAAGCCCGAGGUUCGCGACCAGAUUAACCAAAAAAUCUCCGAGUGGUGCGAAGAGGGAAAGGCCGAGAUUGUUCCCGGAGUUUUGUUCAUUGAUGAGAUCCAUAUUUUGGAUAUGGAGUGCUUCUCGUUCCUUAACCGAGCGCUCGAGGAUGCCAUGGCACCCGUCGUCAUUAUGGCGUCGAACCGCGGCAUGUCUCGCAUUCGUGGAACCAAUUACCAGUCGCCCCACGGCGUGCCAAUUGACUUCCUGGACCGCCUGCUCAUCAUUUCGACCCAGGCGUACAGCGCGGAUGAAAUCAAGCAGAUCCUGAAGAUCCGGUGCGAUGAAGAGGAGGUUGAAAUGACAGAAGACGCGCUGGCUGUGCUGACAAAGGUUGCGGCUGAGACGUCGCUGCGCUACGCAAUCCACUUGAUUUCUACCGGUCUUCUUGUUGCCCAGAAGCGCCAGUCCUCAAAGGUGGACGUGGUCGAUAUCAAGCGCGUAUACUCGCUGUUCUUGGACGAAGGUCGCUCGAUUCAGUACCUGAAUGACUACCAGAACGAGUUUAUGUACAACGAGAUUGUGCCCGCCCAGUCGAACAGCAUGGUUGUCGAUUAAUUCACUUUAUUCCAGUUUAUAAACAUUAUAUUUGCCUUUGGCUCUGACACAUCGUGUCACUUGAAUAAAUAC